Molecule: messenger RNA, 1712 nt
Organism: Tachysurus fulvidraco (yellow catfish)
Lineage: Eukaryota; Metazoa; Chordata; Actinopteri; Siluriformes; Bagridae
Gene: samd10a
Product: sterile alpha motif domain containing 10a
Exons: 5
Coding region: 158-685 (175 amino acids)
Biological process (GO): cell surface receptor protein tyrosine kinase signaling pathway
Cellular component (GO): cytoplasmic side of plasma membrane
Molecular function (GO): protein binding
Source: RefSeq, a predicted model, not a curated record
CUUUUCCCUCGCGCACUCACUCAGUGCACUCAGCACACAGGGCAAAGCGAACCGACUGGAGCCGAUUCCGAGCCAAACUGUCGGGUGGUUCAGAGUAAAAUGGGAUAUUACAUCUCACAACUUUUUCAGUAAGAGGAAUUCCGGACGGAUCAAUGGCAUGGCUGUGGACGCUGCCUCCAGCUUUAGUUUCUGUCGUCCUGCAGUAGAGUACAAGGCGCUUCCAGAGGACUUUAAGCACCAGCUGACCCGCUGCACUGGUGGAAAUCUUACCUGGCAUGAGUGUCGUGGGAACAAAACGGCAGGCGGACGUACUGUCAAACUUCUUCAGCAGCCAGGAACCGAGCCCUUGCAGCUUCACACAGGGGAUGCAUACUCUGUUUACCACACCAGUCCCACCCUGCCAAGUCUGUCUAGGCCAGUGGUUCUAUGGUCCCAACAGGAUGUGUGUAGGUGGUUAAAGAAACACUGUCCUCACAACUACCUGACCUAUGUGGAGGCUUUUUCACAACACGCCAUUACAGGCCGAGCUUUGUUAAGACUGAAUGGCGAAAAGUUGGAGAGAAUGGGUUUGGUUCAGGAAACUCUCAGACAGGAGCUUCUUCAGCAGGUCCUACAGCUGCAAGUCCAGGAGGAGAGACGCAAUCUCCAGCUGCUCAGCAGAGGGACUUUUGGGAACCUGUCAUAGCUACAGCCAUGCGUGGGCAGCUCUGCCAGGCUCAGUAUGCUGUGAGAGGGCAUCGAGGCAUGGGGCCACAGGCUGUGUGUGUGCAAGAACAGACCUCUGUCUUGGACUGACACAGGCGACUGAGGCUUGGCAGAGCUUUUAGCAUCACCAGCUGAACCUUCAUGUCCAUCUGAGAUUCCAGAAGAACAAUCUAAGAAGAAUAAUGAAACUAACCUGAACCUUUUGCUGAGAGUAGUGGACUACUCUAAAAAGUAGAAUCUCUGUGAGCUACAGAAAUGUAACCAGGAGUGCUGGAAAACAUAUGUUUUGCUGGUCACCUUUUCUUCUGUGGAAGUUUCAUUUUCAUGACAAGUGAUUUUGUCAGCAAAGACUGUGUGGGUGAUCUUGCACAAUAACUCACUGUAAUAAUCGGAGAAGAAUGUCAACUAGAAGACAGAUGGAAUCAGCUGCAGUGUAAUUUUGUAGAAAUUAAGAAAGUAGCAAGCCUUGACAUGCCUUUUCCAAGGUACCAAUUCUAACUGAAAUGUCAUAGUGGUAUUGUAAAAACAGCUCAAAGAAAAGAUAAACAAUGUGAAGUCUUGAUAAGAUUGUUUUUAACACUCACCAAAAUAAAUAUAUGCUGUGGUAAAAAAAAAAAAAAUACUAUUAAAGAAAUGAGCAGAAUUCAUACAGUAGCUCCAUGAUUUUUGCUAAACACAAAUGUAAGUGUUUCUAGUCUAUUUAUCAGCUUGAUGACACAUUGUAAAGCUUACUUGGGGACAUUACAGAAAUUCCACAGUAUAAAUGAUUGACAUUCUUUCCAUACUUUGUCUUGCAUACUGAAGUCGGUGAUUUACAAUGUCUUUUUAAAUAUACUUUGUUUAAAAAGCCAUUCUGGCUUACAUGGCACUCAUUGGCCUGAGUGCACACAUCCAAAAGCUGUUAUAUUUUGAUGUUUACCUUAUGUUUACAAUCUUCAUAUUAAUUUAUAUUCCACCUAAGAUAUGCAUCCAUUUUUAUCUAUUCAUAAAAAAUAUGUAAAUAAUCA